Messenger RNA from Miscanthus lutarioriparius, 1107 nucleotides. The record is from the annotation of a GenBank genome assembly. NCBI's taxonomy places the organism in Eukaryota, Viridiplantae, Streptophyta, Magnoliopsida, Poales, Poaceae.
AUGACUGUGAUCAAGUCAGGUGGAGCGGAGCCGCGCGGAGACGGCGGCGCGUACGAGGCGAGGCGGCGGCAGUCGCUGCGAGCGCGGUACGCGUACGGGUUCGUCUUCUUCGCCACCAACCUGCUGGCCUGGUUCGUCAGGGACUACGGGGCCAGGGCGCUCCGCGGCCUGCAUCGUGGGUUCCUCUUCCGUCUUCCCUUCCCUUCAGAAUUCAGCUCUCGCAUUUGCGGUUUGAGGGAGGUCGCGUUCUGUGCUCACCGUCACCGAUUACACCUUCAGAUGUGCCGGUCUGCGGAGCAGGGGACUUCCAAGUGCUUCCAGUCCGUAGGAGUGCUUCGGGUCAGCUUGGGCUGCUUCGUAUCCUUGAUUUCACAAGCACGGCUUGUCGAGAACGAGCUCUGGCUCGGUUGGCAUGCGGUGCAGAUAUUUUUCUGGGUGAUGUUUGCCACGACAUUUGGAACUCGCAAGCUCCAUGAAGCUCGUAAUUCGUGGCAUUCUGGAUGCUGGAUUCUGAAGUCUCUUGUGUAUUCCAUGUCGAUCGGCAUCCCAUUUAUCAUCCCUAACAUCUUCAUCCAACUUUAUGGUGAAAUUGCUCGACUGGGUGCCGGGAUAUUUCUCCUCCUCCAGCUCAUAAGCACGCUCCACUUCAUAUCAUGGUGCAAUAAACGUUGGAUGCCAGAUCCUGGAUCAAGUCAAUGUGAGCCGCAAACCGGCAAGUGCCACUCUCAUAUGAAAAUUACCAAGGAUGGUGAUUCAGCUACUAUCAUUAGCUUCAUUAUCGCAAUUUGUUCCAUUGUAAUGGCCACGUUUUCUACUGGAAUCGACACCAAAUCCUUCCAAUUUCGGAAUGAUGAAGUACAAUUGGAAGAGGACACCCUCUACAGCUAUGAGAUUUUCCACAUUGUAUUUGCAAUGGGAGCUAUGUAUUUUGCAGUGCUGUUCAUUAGCUGGGAGCUUAAUCAUCCAACACGAAAGUGGAGCAUAGAUGUUGGAUGGGCUAGUACAUGGGUGAAGAUCAUCAACGAGUGGUUCGCGGCUAGCAUAUACAGCUUUCGUUUCAUGUGGGCUACGGCCCAUGGGCUCAAACACCAUGGGCUUUAUUCAUGA